AUGAGGGACCAAGAAAUGGUGCUGCCCACGCCGGGCACCGUCUACGACGUACACAUGACCCCCCAGCUCCUUGGCCCCGAUGGCCUCACAGCACCCGGCCCCGAUGGGCUCACAGCACCCGUCCUGAGUCCCAACGGCCUCACAGCACCCGUCCUGAGUCCCGAGGACGACCGGGUGGUCUUUCUCUUCGACGUUGACGGCACGCUCUGCGAGUCGCAACAACAAGUCGCACCCGACAUGAAGGCGUUGCUUCGUGAAGCCGCCCAAACCGUCGACGUUGGCCUCGUCAGCGGUUCCGACGCCGCCAAAGUACUGCGCCAGUUCGGCGUCGAACGGAAAGAACAACUUGCCCAGUUCGGC
Molecule: messenger RNA, 360 nt
Organism: Gregarina niphandrodes
Lineage: Eukaryota; Apicomplexa; Conoidasida; Eugregarinorida; Gregarinidae
Exons: 1
Source: RefSeq, a predicted model, not a curated record